CGUCCAUGCACUCGUCCGCUAGCUUCCUUCGUCUCCGUAAAUUGUGUUGAUUUGACCAGGGGAUAAGCAUGAGCUUUUUUAAUUGGAUUCGACUGAGCAGCAGCAGCAGCUCAUUCUUCCGGAAUUUCGACCUUUACACAGCUAUGACUCGCCGUAACUCACUGUGCUGCAGAUUUUAUCUCCUGCAACGGCGCUGCCUGCUCUCUCGAUUGUCUGUAUGCAACACAUGCAUGCGACUUGCAGAAGAUACAUCCACGACCUACUGUCUCAUGUAGGAAUAAUUUCACUGGGCGCUGGCUCUGGUCCAGGACCGUAUGGUCCGCCCACUAAGCGCCCACGAAGUCUUUUUGUGGCCCAUCAUCUACGCAGCCGAUAAAAUGCAGGCAUUCCAGUGGCCCUUCCCACUACUUUCUCUUCAACCUGAGAGCAUCAUCAUGCCCAGCGCCGCCCCGCUCGACACCCGCCAGAGCAUCUGCAAUAACAUCAGCAAUUUCUCCCGCGUUCGGAAGGCAGCAAGUCGGGAUCCUCGCGAAGCUUCUGAGAAGCUACUUCCCACUGUGUCUCGUGCUCAACAAGAAGCCCUGCGACACAAUGGGCCUGCGCCACUUACUCUCGAGGAUCGACAUUGGCCGCCUCCCCUCUUCACAGCGCACUCCAUCUUCCCCACGCUCGACCUUCCCUUGCCAGGGGCAGCGCCUCGCACUCUCGACGGCCCGGACGAAUACAAGUAUGGCCAGAAAGUCUACGUACGAGAGUUUGAUAACGUGGGCCUCAAAUGGACACCCUGGACGGCGGCGUACGUGGUCGAUUCAACGUAUUUUUAUGGCGCGGCAGGCAGCCGAGCUCAGUGUUAUCACGUCUGCACCAACUCUGCCAGACCUGACAUGGAAGUAUCCCGGCCCUACUUCCCUUUGCUCGCGGAGAUCUGCCCCGCGGACCGGCCGUUUCCCGAGGGAGCGAGCCCAGAGAAAUGCGCGGAGAUUUGGCGAAUGCUGCACGCCGUGCUCGUCCGCCUCCACGAUCCAGGCGAAUAUUGUGGCGUCCCAAGAGACCAGAUAUGGAUUCCUGGGCUUCUUGUGUCCUUCGAACCCCCCACAAGCGUCAAGGUCAAGGCGAUGGCCCACCCUUUCGACGGCAAGAUAAUUGACGUCAAAACCGUCCUUCCGUACACAUUCGAAUCUAUGGCAGCGUGUCGCGGCUGGGGUUACCACGUCCUCAAUUUCGACGGGUCACUGAUUCCGCCGACGAACCCGGCACAAGAAGAAGAACAUGAGAAUCGCACCGCGGCACAGAAUGGAAGGAGGAAGCCUCCCAUACCAUGGGCUCAUGCCGGUCUCGAGCAAGGGGAUACUGGAUACGUCCAAAUCGGGUCACGGCGGCUGCCGACGUUUGCUUGUCCUAAGCUUCCUCCGACUGGCAGUCAGUGACACUGUGAUGUAGCAAUCUGUAUGCAGAGGCCAAGCAACACCAAUUGCGCCUGUGGCGCGGCUUUGUGUGGUCCUGUUUUGACUUUUGGCCAUAAUCAAUCUACAACUCUAUAACGUAUUGUACAUAUUCACCGAUCU
Schizophyllum commune H4-8 is the source of this 1565-nucleotide messenger RNA. RefSeq lists its product as uncharacterized. Lineage: Eukaryota; Fungi; Basidiomycota; Agaricomycetes; Agaricales; Schizophyllaceae. Bases 315 to 1427 code for a protein of 370 amino acids. The record is from RefSeq and is a predicted model, not a curated record. The transcript is spliced from 5 exons.